UUACAAGUUUUGUUCGUGUUUUCGUAAUUAAUGAAAUGUUUGAUUGCAAAACGAAAGUUGAACUUAUAGGACAAACUUUGUUUUAAUUUAGCUGUAUUUGUUAACUGUUUUGUUUCAGAAUGACCCUCCAAGUAGGAAUACGUGUGGUCCGCGGGCCGUCGUGGAGUCCGGACUUCGGUGACCAAGAUGGCGGCGAAGGUCACGUGGGGACAGUCGUGGAAAUAUGCGGGGUCAAGGAAGGCGACACCUAUCCGCAGAACUGUGUGAUAGUGCAAUGGGAUAGCGGGGAUAGAAACGUGUACCGGGCGGGAUACGAGAAUUCAUACGACCUCCGCGUACUGGACAACGCAAGCAUAGGAGUGAAGCACGACCGGACGUGCAGUGGCUGCGGCGUUAACGGGAUAUUCGGCAUGCUGUGGGUGUGCCGGAAGUCUCCGGAGGUAGCGCUGUGCACCGACUGCUACACCAGAGACAAGCACGACACCAAGCUUGACUUCAUACGCUAUGACACGCCGGACUAUGACAAAGGCCAAACGGUCCCAAAGAGAGAGAUCAGCAAGCGUCUGAAGGCGAUGGGAGUAUUCGAGACCGCGCAGGUUCAACGCGGGCCCGACUGGCGGUGGCUGGACCAAGACGGCGGCGAGGGCAAGCCCGGUCAGGUGAUCGCGAUCGUCAACUUCAGUCCGGACACGGACCGUGACGCCGCGGAGGUCACAUGGUCUAACGGCUACACCAACGUGUAUCGCCUUGGAUACGACGGUCGCCAGGACGUAGUUGCGGUGAAGGCAGCGUCCGGUGGAUACUAUUACAAGGAUCACAUUCCCGUUCUUAAAAUGGAACAAGCCAGCCAACCGAAGAAAGCCAGCAGUGAACCACAUCCAGCUGCAGUAGCCCCCGUAGCCCCUGUCCCCCGCUCACAGGAGCCGGAACCCACUCUUCUAGGAGCCACCGGGUAUACACCACCAUCGUCAUCAAAGGGGUCUACCGGUGGGUACCAGCCUAAGACGCCGACAUCCCAGCCAAAGACGUCGACUUCCGCUGAAAACGCAAUGACUGCUCCGUCGCCGUCUGCGAGAUUCAACGUCGGAGAGAAAGUAAAGAUAACCAUGGAUCUUGACCUGUUGAAGGAAAUCGAGACCGGAAAGGGGGCUUGGAACCCGCGAAUGGCGGAGUGUAUUGGUCGGACAGGAUCGGUCAUCUUGGUGCGUAACUCCGACGUCACGGUGGAUUUUGACAUGGCGGGAAAAUGGGCCUUCGAUGAGUCCGUUUUUACAAAGGUCCACACGUUCACUGCAGGAGAGAAGGCGAGGGUCACCAACAACCUGCAGAACCUCAAGAUGUUGCAGAACGAGAGCUGUGGCUGGAACGAAAUGAUGGAGAAGGUGGUAGGGCAGGUGGGUACGGUUGAGGAGGUAGACGAGGACGGUGACGUCGUGGUGGCAUUUGACGGCGACAACACCUGGACUCUCAACCCAGAGGCGCUCACCCCAUGUAGUGACAUCGACUCCGAGACAUCUCUCAAACAAGAAACAGGUGGCGACAUGAGUGACUUACCGGAAGACCAGAAGAUGGUGGUGCUGAUGAACAGUAUUGCCGCCGGGGACACCGAGACCGUCAACUCUCUGAUCACAAAAAACCCACACUACAUAUUGAUGGAGGUGAAAGGUCAGUUCCCGAUCUCGGUCGCCAGCGCACAUGGCCACAUCGACGUGAUCAGGAGCCUAUUCACGAUGGGCAAGGACUCGCUGAUAGAGUUCGAGGAUGCAGAGAAGAUGACCCCGCUGCUUCACGCGAUCAAAGGCAAUAAAGUGGAUGCUGUGAAGUUCUUGGUAGCAGAGGGUGCUAAUAAGUCCGCGCGUAACCUGAACAACCAGAGCGGCAUCCAUCUUGCAAUAACGACUCAGAACAAGCUGUUGUUGACCACCCUGAUAGGGCUCGGGUUUGACAUCAACUUAAAGGACAUGCUAGGGCAGACUCCUUUGUUCGACGCCAUAUUGAAUGGUACAGCAGAAGUUCUGACCGAAUUAUUAAAGCAGUCUCAUCUGAACGUGGACGUUGUCGACAACCUCAGUUUUACGCCUUUCUUGACGGCAUGCAAAGUGGGAAAUCUACCUGCGAUGCGCUCCAUUUUGGACCGGAAGCGAGAAUCGCUUCAGCAGACGCAUCCGGACGGCGGCUAUUCGGCGCUGCAUUUCGCCGCUAUGGGUGGGCACAUGGAGGCAGCUCGACUUCUCGUGGAGGAGUGUAAGGCAGACGUGAAUGCACGUGCUUCUGAUGGGAAGACUCCUGUGCACGUGGCCAGUAUGUCGGUAAAGGGUGACAUGGUGGAGUACCUCGCGCACAAUGGUAAGUAUGUUUGUCGAUAUCACAGCAACCACUCCCUACUCCUUAACUCUUUCAGUGCUGAAACCGAAUGUUGAA
Molecule: messenger RNA, 2421 nt
Organism: Dreissena polymorpha
Lineage: Eukaryota; Metazoa; Mollusca; Bivalvia; Myida; Dreissenidae
Product: E3 ubiquitin-protein ligase MIB2-like
Exons: 16
Coding region: 120-2420 (766 amino acids)
Biological process (GO): protein ubiquitination
Cellular component (GO): cytoplasm
Molecular function (GO): ubiquitin-protein transferase activity; protein binding; zinc ion binding
Source: RefSeq, a predicted model, not a curated record